Messenger RNA from Myzus persicae (green peach aphid), 680 nucleotides. RefSeq names its product cuticle protein 7-like. NCBI's taxonomy places the organism in Eukaryota, Metazoa, Arthropoda, Insecta, Hemiptera, Aphididae. The coding region runs from base 126 to 533 and encodes 135 amino acids. The record is from RefSeq and is a predicted model, not a curated record. The transcript has 2 exons. Gene Ontology annotation, cellular component: extracellular matrix.
AAUACCUAGAACAUAGUUCAAUAAUCAUCAGUGUACUCGUUGUUUUUUUGGUGAAAACAAAUUUAUUUUCAAACAUCACAUUUUGUCAAAGUGUAUACAUAUUUUUAGUCUAAAACAUAUUCAAAAUGGCUACAAAGUUGAUUAUGUUUGCCACUUUGGUCGGGCACUUGGCCUUUGCUUAUCCACCCAUUGCGCACAAGAGUUACGUGGCCGACCAUCAUUACGAUCACGCACCUGAACCAUACCAUUUCGAGUACGGUGUAAAAGAUCUGCACACGCACGACAUCAAGAGCCAGCACGAGGUGAGCGACGGUCACGGUAACGUCAAAGGAUCGUACCGUCUCGUGGAGCCCGACGGUUCUACCCGAGUGGUCGAGUAUACCGCUGACCACGAACACGGUUUCAACGCCGUUGUCAAGAAGAUCGACGCACCCCAUUACCAUGGCGGGCACUCUGCAGACACCGAGAACUACCAUCAACAUCACGAGUUACUUCAUCCGUACGAACAUUCGUCGUACGACAAGUAUUACUGAAAUUAAAAAAAAAAAGAUGAGGACGCCGAUUACACAGGAAAAUGUAUUGCCAAACAGCUGGCCAUAUGGUACGAAUUAUUUGCUGUAUUAUGCAUGUCGUGUAUAUUUUUUUUAUUGAAUAAAACAUUCACCAUUGUUAUUAUAAGA